Molecule: messenger RNA, 485 nt
Organism: Drosophila ficusphila
Lineage: Eukaryota; Metazoa; Arthropoda; Insecta; Diptera; Drosophilidae
Gene: RpS28b
Product: 40S ribosomal protein S28
Exons: 2
Coding region: 78-275 (65 amino acids)
Biological process (GO): maturation of SSU-rRNA; ribosomal small subunit assembly; translation
Cellular component (GO): ribosome; cytosolic small ribosomal subunit
Molecular function (GO): structural constituent of ribosome
Source: RefSeq, a predicted model, not a curated record
UGAACUUCCUUUUUGCUAGCGGCUGCCAAUUGAAGCGCUUGUUACACGUGAAUUCUCUGCGAAUUUAACGAUCAAAUAUGGACAAACCAGUUGUUUGGGCACGCGUGAUGAAGGUUCUGGGCCGCACCGGUUCCCAGGGUCAGUGUACGCAGGUCAAAGUGGAGUUCCUCGGAGAGCAGAACCGUCAGAUCAUCCGCAACGUGAAGGGACCCGUUCGCGAGGGCGACAUCCUGACCCUUCUGGAGUCUGAGCGCGAAGCCAGGAGGCUGCGCUAAUGGGCGACCUCCUCGAGAGGAUUUUUUGACACACUGUUUUUGCACGCGGCGUUUUGUUUUGGAGCUGGAAAAUGCGAAGAAAUCCUACGGAGGCUGCUGUGUUUUGGUUAUAAACAAAUGAAUAUAAACACCUAACUCACAAAAAAGUCGCCAACUGUGUUUUAAAUAAAUCUCGAGAGCAUGGAGCGCCUUUGAACGAAAAGAAACCAA